AUGGGUAUCUGGACUGCAAUUCACAACGCUUGGAACGGUAAUAAUAAUCCAUACACUGGUACUGGCGGUUCAUUACCAAUGCCUGUCGAUGAACCAACUGGCCCAAGUUAUAAUUUCUCGCAGAUGAAAGAUCUGGUUACUAAACGUAACCCUUCUGUCGUCUUAGUAGACGUUAGAGAACCAUCCGAAUACUCUGUUGUUCAUAUUCCAGGCUCAAUUAAUGUCCCUUACAAAUCUCAUCCAAAUGGUUUUACUUUGGAUGCAUCAGAAUUUCAAUCCUCUUUUGGAAUUGCUAAACCAACUCAAGACAAAGAAUUAGUAUUUUUCUGUGCUUCUGGUAUGCGUGCAGCUAAAGCAAGAUCUGUCGCAUUUAAUAAUGGUUUCUCAAACACUGCUAUUUAUCCAGGUUCUAUGAAUGAUUGGGUUAGUAAUGGUGGUGAUAAAUUAAAUCUUUGA
Molecule: messenger RNA, 456 nt
Organism: Maudiozyma saulgeensis
Lineage: Eukaryota; Fungi; Ascomycota; Saccharomycetes; Saccharomycetales; Saccharomycetaceae
Source: the annotation of a GenBank genome assembly